AUGAACAACGCUGGAUUUGGCUUUGUCACCAACCCCUUUGGAGAUACAAAGCCUUUCUACCAGAAGGCAGUAAGCACAGAAUCUGACAGAAGCUCAGCACAUACACCUCCAGCACUAACCGCCACUAGGUCACCAAAUUCAUCCUCGCAUAUGAUGACAGCUAAUAAUCUUGGUGCCUUACCGAUGGCUCAUCACAGUCAUGCAGUUCACGCUCAGUCCUAUCCAUACGGUUACGAUUGGACAGCCCAACAACAGGCUGCAGCAGCAGCUCAAUUAUCUGCCCAACAAGCCGCUGUAGCGCAACAGGCUGCUGCAGCUGCUGCAGCCAAUGUUGCAUCUGUAUCUACAGCAUCGGGUUCAUCAUCUACAGCUAAUUCUUCUAGUGCAGUUGCCGCUUUUUUACAGUCUUCAAGCACAAACGGUAAGACUGAUAGAAACCUAACUACAGCACCAGAUUUUAAAGGAUUUGAUAUGAUGAAUAAUCUAUGUCAACCGGGUGCUGAUCUAUAUGGACCAAAUUUUCAUGCACAUGCCGCAGCUGUAGCAACAGGUCAUACUUGGCCCUACGGUUAUGGUCAACAGUAUUCUUUUGGUCCACAUCCAUAUUCCGGUGCAGUAGUUGCUGAAAUGACCAAUUUAGCAGCACUAUUUUCUGCAUAA
Molecule: messenger RNA, 660 nt
Organism: Enterobius vermicularis (human pinworm)
Lineage: Eukaryota; Metazoa; Nematoda; Chromadorea; Rhabditida; Oxyuridae
Source: the annotation of a GenBank genome assembly